Messenger RNA from Penicillium waksmanii, 210 nucleotides. RefSeq lists its product as uncharacterized. The coding region runs from base 1 to 210 and encodes 69 amino acids. The record is from RefSeq and is a predicted model, not a curated record. The transcript has a single exon. Lineage: Eukaryota; Fungi; Ascomycota; Eurotiomycetes; Eurotiales; Aspergillaceae.
AUGACCUUACCGGCGGACAACAGCAUGGUGGUCGCCUACAACCGAUCGCAUGGAAAUCAAACAACGGAGCUAAGUGCCCGCGCAAUGACCGACGGAGGCAUUCGCUGGCUCGACGAUGCUGGCGUUACCUCAGAGGUGAGCAGUCAUCGGAUUUCGCCUAUGAUGUGCCAGGAGACGGUCAACCAGGAAGAAAUGGCGGUAGCUAACUGA